GCAGCCUAGAUUUCAUCAUCCGCUGAGGAGGAGAAGGAGCAGGGCAGCUUAGGGCGCUUGAAAGUAACGGUUGAAAGGCUGGUUAAACCGCUAUUUCUUCUGACUCUGAUGUGUCGUGUGUUUGGCUGGGUAGAGGUUUGUUGGUAAACAGCGGGCUGGCCGGUGAGCUAGCAACAGUUUUUGUCUUUUAUUCUAGUUGAAAGAGCCGAAGAGGCCAAAAUGGAGUUUUAAUGCAUUAACGCGGUAACUGCACGGCAUCGGCAUGCACCAGGCAAAGAAAAGCGAUUUGGGUGACUUCACCAUCACAGCUGCCAAGCAGUUGGGCUCUGAUACCGUCCGCGGUAUAGCCGUGAGCCAACCGAUACCUCUCCUACUUGAUCGGAGGAAGCUAACGCUAGCCAGUUAGCCUGUAGGCCCAUUCAUUUAGCAAGAAGCAGCUGCUACAUCAAAGUGUACACUACUACCAUUUCUAUCCUCAUACCAUCCUGUAAAGAUGAAACCUCAAGACAUAAUCGCUGGAAAAUCCAGCCUGUGGAUCUUCGGUUACGGUUCUGUUUGGAAACCAGACUUCAAGUACAAGAGGAGCAAGAUCGGCUAUAUUAAGGGGUACAAGAGACGCUUCUGGCACGGGGAUAAUUUUCAUCGUGGAGAUGAUGAAAUGCCCGGAAGAGUGGUGACGCUCAUCGAGGAGGAUGACGCGUGCACCUGGGGUGUUGCCUUCGAAGUGACUGGCUCUCAGGUAGAGGAGUCUCUCAAGUACCUGAAUGUGAGGGAGGCCGUAAGAGGUGGCUACCUGACCCAGGUCGUAGAGUUCGUCCCGCAGGGCGCAAACCAGUCCCCUGUCCAGGCUUUGGUUUACAUCGCCACGCCUGACAACCCUAUUUACCUGGGGCCUGCCAGCACAGAAGAAAUUGCUUCUCAGAUCGCCGUGUGCAAGGGGAAGUCGGGCCACAACAUCGAGUACCUGCUUCGUCUGGCGGAGUUCAUGAGAGUCAGCUGCCCUGAUGUGGACGACCCUCAUCUGUUUUCCAUUGAAAAAGCUGUUCUUGCCACCAUUAGACCCAUAUUGUUAGCAGGCUAGACACCUGUAUCUUCUAUAAAACAUUAAAUAAGUCAACAUUUAGUCCAAACACCAUUAAGAGCCUAACAAAGUUCAUGUUGCCGUACUUGAGGUGUGUUUGUGAUUUUAGUGACUAUUGAAAUAUUUCAUUCUCCCUAUACUAAGCUAUUUAAACGUACUAUACUACAGUAAUGGUACUAUAUUAAGGGAACUUGGUAUUUUAGGCUGUCGAUGUUGUCAUUCUAUAGCAUAUCAUGCAUACUGUCAGUUGUCUUGUGCUCUUGACCCAAGUAUAUGGUGCUGUUGUACAAAAGCAUGUUUGUGUGACAAUGUAUUGCCAAAGUUUGUCCAGUUUUAAAGCUGUUCACUUUUUUUUUUUUUUUUUUUUUUUUUUUUUUUUUUUUUUUUUGGAUAUGUGGGCAUGAAACCUCAAUACACUUCCAUUUUAAUUUGCACUGAAGCAGAAUACUGUUAAGCCAUUACGAAUGUUUUCCUUUUGCACAUUAAAACCUUUAGAGAACCUGUAA
Messenger RNA from Cyprinus carpio (common carp), 1587 nucleotides. It is a transcript of the gene chac1, whose product is annotated as ChaC glutathione specific gamma-glutamylcyclotransferase 1. Gene Ontology annotation, cellular component: cytoplasm. NCBI's taxonomy places the organism in Eukaryota, Metazoa, Chordata, Actinopteri, Cypriniformes, Cyprinidae. Gene Ontology annotation, biological process: glutathione catabolic process. The record is from RefSeq and is a predicted model, not a curated record. Gene Ontology annotation, molecular function: gamma-glutamylcyclotransferase activity; glutathione specific gamma-glutamylcyclotransferase activity.